AUGGUGGACCACCCUGCAACUCCAAAAGCACGAAAAGAUGAGGUGUUCCUAGCCGCAUACACCAACAAGUUAUCUGGUCGCCCAGGAGAUACCAUACAGUUCCAUGUGUCUUGUCAAUCCAAUAGCAACACACCCAUCCACACACGACUGGUGCGAUCCAUCUGUGCGGAUCCAAACCCAAAAGGACCUGGGAUUCUAGAAGAAGAUGCCUCCCAGUGGUUUCCGCCUACCCAAUUUCAAGGUCGACAUCAACCAAUUCCCUGUGGAUCGUUUGCAGCCACCAAGGAGAGCAUUUCAUUACCGCAAGACGAAUCAUCGGUCGUGUCCAUUGACAUCUGGGUGUAUCCAACUCUGCUGCAAUCCACCCUGGUAGAUCGUCAAUAUAUCUGGACUUGGGGAAAAGACUUUGGGUUAUCCAUGAACCAAAAUGGAAAAUUACAAUUUGGAUCGCUGGUCUUCGAAUCCUAUGCGCUGUCCAUUCGAAAAUGGUAUCAAAUCUGUCUCGUUCGAAACCGGUCCGACCGUACGAUCCAACUCAAGGUUAUUAUGGAUGACCGUGAUGGGCGGAUCGUCUGUAAUGAGAUACAUCCAUAUUCUGAAACUAAUAAUGACAAUAAUUUCGCUGGAAGGUUUUCCCUGGCCACACAGGGUACCUGGAAUGGAAGGUUGGAACAUCCUCGUAUACUGCUCAAGAAUGGACAACACGGAGACGACGUUUGGAUCGAAUGGGAGACCUGGCAGAACAUGGCAGGUUGGGUCAUUCCAGCGCAAUCUCAAGUUAUGGAUGACAUGGAUGAUAAUAGAUUUGAUUUGGUCCUCCAUCAUCAGCCGACGCGUGGAAUGACAGGACACUUGUGGGAUGGAACUGAGCAUUGCUGGAAACAUGAACCGUCUCAUUAUGGAGCCAUCUACUUUCAUGAAGAUGAUGGCUACGACUUCGAGUGGGAGCCUGACUUGAAAUGGAAGAUUCCUGACAACACACCCUCUGGAAUCUACGUCUUGCACUUGACGACGACGACGACGACCACGACUGCAAUAGAUGAAGAAUCAGCGUCCGAGGACACGGUGGUUCAUCGAGAAUCGCUCCCCAUUUUCGUUUGCGCCAAAAAACCAUCUGCCAAACUAUGUGUCUUGGUUUCUACCUUUACCUAUGUCAUGUAUGGCAAUCAUGGUCGAUCCGAUUUCGAUGAACAAGCUUUUGAUCGGAUACGACAAGAGGAUGGCUAUAAGUCGUCUGCGACUGUCUACCCUCACAAUGCGUUCCAGCAUCCUUCCUACCGCCAGUCGACCUACAAUUUUCAUUCCGAUGGUUCUGGCAUCCACUACGCAUCUCAUCGUCGGCCUCUCUUUACAACUCGACCAGGAUACAUUAGUUUACCUCAUACUUCUUGCUCGGGACUGCGUCAUUUCCAAGCAGAUAGUCACCUAAUUGCCUUUCUCCAUUUCCAACAACAACAGCAACAACAACAGCGCCACAGCAACGACGGCGCUACCAGUUGUCCCUUUGAUUACGAUAUCAUUACAGACCAUGAACUUCAUUCUGAAGGUGUUUCUUGUCUACAAGACUACGAAACCCUCAUGACUGGAACACAUCCCGAAUAUCACACUCUUGGUAGUUUGUCUGCCAUCAACGACUUUCGGGACAAAUGUAAUGGAAACAUUAUUUAUCUGGGUGGGAAUGGUUUCUACUGGCGAAUAGGAGCGUCAGAGGUACCUACCCCACCAUGGUUGUCCAGUGGCCAAGACCACAAAGACGACGACGACGACGACAGCAAUUCGGUACAUUUAUUAGAGAUUCGUCGUGCCGAAGAUGGUGUACGAACCUGGGCGUGCGAGCCAGGAGAAUAUUAUCAUGCCCUGGAGGAAAAAUGUACCUAUGGUGGAUUAUGGCGCCGCAAUGGGAGGCCGCCACAGAAAUUAGUGGGCAUUGGAUUUUCUUCUCAGGGACCCUUUCAAGGAAUGCCCUUCCAGCGAAACUUGUCACUGGAUCCAAGCCUGCAUUGGAUUUUGGAGGGGAUUCCCACCGAUCAAACCAUCCUGGGAGACUUUGGCUUGAGCGGUGGAGGUGCUGCAGGAUUUGAAUUGGAUCGGGUCGACCGAGGCUUGGACGGAUUGGAAGCUUCGCGAUUCAGUGUUCCAAUUACCAUUGUUGCGCAAUCACAUGGACAAGAACCAGACUUUAUCCUGGUACCGGAAGAGGUCUUGACGACUUACUCGAACACGUCUGGAUUGACAGAAGCAGAAGCAAAGCGAGCCGACAUGAUCUACUUUCGCUUGAAACGUUCUGUACCGAGUGUUGGCUCGUCCUCUACUCAAUCUCCUGACGAUGAUGAUGCUGGUGGGUCCCAAGUCUUUUCCGUUGGAUCCAUCACCUUUUGUGGAAGUUUACCUCACAACAGAUUCGAAAAUGAGAUUGCAACUAUUUUGUGCAACGUUCUGACACGGUUUGCUAGCACUGAUUGA
Messenger RNA from Cylindrotheca closterium, 2463 nucleotides. Lineage: Eukaryota; Bacillariophyta; Bacillariophyceae; Bacillariales; Bacillariaceae. The record is from the annotation of a GenBank genome assembly.